UUACACUCUUGCUCUCGAAACUCAGAAUACAAGGACAUAUAUUUUUGCACGUGGUAUUCGGAGUUAACCUUCCUAUUUUGUUCUCAUAGACACAAAGUUUUUAGUUUGGAUAGUGUCAAUCGAAAAUGUUUAUGUUGAUCAAAAAAACCAGAGUCGUCAUUAAUUCAAAAUAAUCUUCAAUUCAAUCACGAUGUAAUUUAGAUUAUAUUUGUUUUAUAUAGAAUAAAAACUAAAUUCAACCGGAGCUUUUAGCUCUAGUGGUAAAGGACUUACAGCUCUGAGUACCGCCACCUGGGUUCGAAUCAUGGCUACUGGGGAAUUAAUAUUUCGGUAUCGCCAGAGACAAAGGACCGACACGUGGCAACAUGUGACUAGUCUGGAUCACUUCUAUGGAGCCAGGAUACUUCUGUAUAAUUCAAAAAAAAAAAAAAACUAAAUUCAACCAAAAUAAUAAAAACUAGUAUGUAUUGAAAUAUGGGAAAUUUCACCGAGUAAUCAUUAAAAAAAAACAAAAUUCACUAACUAACUAAAAACACCCCCUCUCUCCUACUUUAUCUUCCUAUCUCUCUCUAUUCUCUCUCUAAAAAUUUAAUUUUUUUUUUUGGUUAUUUAGCAAAUAAGCCCUUGAAAUAAAGCUGACAACCAAAAUUAUUUUAGCGACAAAAAAAGACUAAACCUAAAAAUCAUUCCUUUUUGAAUCUUUAAAACUAUUAUUUUGCAACUUGCAAGUUCAACUAAUAAGCUUGUAGUCACUGUUCUCUACUUUCUGUUUAAGUUUCAGUAGAAAACAAACCAUCACAGUCAUUAACCAUAUAGCUUUGAAUGAUGUAGCUUAUUAUUCUUGUGAUCUCAGUUAAAGUUAAAACAUAUAAAAAUAUUAACCAAAGUUGCAUAACUUCUAACUUUUCUCUUGACAAAAUUAUAAACAAUAUUGUCCGGAAAAUAUUAUAAAUUAAAAACCUGUUCGGCCAUUUGCAACUUGCAACUUGCAACUUCCAUGUAAAGUGACAAUAAAAUUUUUUUUUUUAAAAGAGUGAUGGCCAGAGAGACUCGAGGACUAGUGAAAACACGGCAAAACAUUUGAAUAUAAUAAAAUGGAAAUAUACGCGAUUUCAACCAUAUUGUCAACAUGGUAUACCCACAACUGUCUAUCUCCACCUUGCAGAUAACAUCAUAAAAAAUAAUAAUCUAUAACUAUAUCUUCCUCGAACAUUCUUUUCUAUAUAUACACACACUUAUGUCUUCCUGGAUCCUGUCCUAACACACACUUAACCCUCUCCUUCUCUUCGAUCUUAUCUUCACAUAAUGGGAAACUACGCUUCUUGCGCUCUAGGCAACACAACCUCUUCUUUUUCUUCUUCUUCUUCCUCUUCAAAAGUGAUUCUCCCUGACGGUGAAGUGCGUCACAUUCACGCGCCGACUAAAGCGGCUGAGCUUAUGAUGGAGAUCCCGAGCUUUUUUCUCGUCGACGCCAAAACAUUAAAGAUCGGUCGGAAACUUAAACCGUUAGCCGCCGACGACGAUCUCGAAACUAGAGGCUGUCACGUGUACGUCGCUUUUCCUAUGACGCGUGCCACGUCAGCAGCAAACGCUUCGGACAUGGCUCGGUUGUUUUUAGCCGCCAAGAAACAACAGCGCAGACGAGUCAGAACAGCCGUGAAACACUGUCACAACGGAAGGAUUUCGCCGGAGGGAGAGGAUGACGUCAAGAUGAUGUCGGCGGGAUCUAAGCUGAUGAGUUUAGUAGACAUUGAUGAGUUUUCUGCGGCGGAGUUUAUGCAUAGAAUCUCGAAUUCGAAAUCUAAGAAACCGAAGCUGGAAACCAUAGCUGAAGAAGAAUCUGUCUUAAGCGGACUUGAAAUCAAACAAUUAUUGGAACUUGAUUUUUUCAACGCUUUUUUUAAUUUUAGGUAUUGUUCUCGUUUGUAAUGUUAUUGAGAAUGAGCAUGUAAUGAUAAAGUUCUUUAAUUUUAUGUAACUGUAAAUUAGUAAUCUUAAGCUCUUAACCAUAAUUUUUA
Brassica rapa (field mustard) is the source of this 2018-nucleotide messenger RNA. RefSeq lists its product as uncharacterized. The record is from RefSeq and is a predicted model, not a curated record. Lineage: Eukaryota; Viridiplantae; Streptophyta; Magnoliopsida; Brassicales; Brassicaceae.